Molecule: messenger RNA, 1916 nt
Organism: Pyrus x bretschneideri (Chinese white pear)
Lineage: Eukaryota; Viridiplantae; Streptophyta; Magnoliopsida; Rosales; Rosaceae
Product: probable RNA methyltransferase At5g51130
Exons: 8
Coding region: 950-1753 (267 amino acids)
Biological process (GO): snRNA modification
Molecular function (GO): RNA methyltransferase activity; O-methyltransferase activity; snRNA binding
Source: RefSeq, a predicted model, not a curated record
UCGCCGGAGACCUUUCCCGGCGGUUUGAGAUUAAGCAUAUUGACCAGGAGAUGAAUAUGGUUGUGAAUGGUAUGGCCACUUUCGCUCUUUCCUUGGGCCCGGGCUUGGUGAGAAGUGAGUAGUGACAACAUAAACCCUAAUUUUGUUGUAAUUUGGGUUGGCGGGAAGUGAGUAGGGCGUGUAUUUCUUUUGGUGUGAAAUUUGUUGCAGUCAUUGAUCACGGAAAAGGGAAAAGAAAGGAAUUGGAGAGCUUUAAAAUAGGAGACGUAAGGAAAGGAAGUCAGGUCAAUUAGUUUUUCUUUGUCGAUCUAAUUCUUGAUUUUAAGAUAUUUGAUUACGGAUUUUAAAAGAAAGAAAGCUUAUACUUUUCUUAUUCAUUACUUGUAAGUAAAAGCAGAAAAAAGUUAAAAAUAUAAUAGAAUCCAAAUAAUUCCAAUUCGUAUUCCUUACAUGUAAAAAUACGCUGAUCCAACUUAAAGUAAAGAAAUGCUCACGAGACUCUUAAAAGUUGAACCUUAUGUUAUUUCACGUUUUUUGUAUAAUAUUUUAUAAUAUUUGCACAAUGUUAUAUAUUGUUAACACACAAAUUUUGCAAAAAACAUAAGUUAACGAAUAAUUCUAAAAGAAGUCCAUCUUGAGAGAUUCUUUCUUCUUUUAACAUUUCUCGUGUAAGAAUUGCUCUAUUUUUACACUCCAACCAAAGUUUUGGCGCGUACCCAAAUAAAAUAAGUAGCGUUGCGUAGGAAUUUUAAAUUACCGUUAUUAUUUUCCGUUUGUUUCCCCGAUAAAAAUUUAAAAUUAAAUCAAUGUGUUCAUAUAAAACCCUAAACCUUGUAUAAAAGCAAUUAAACUCCCCAUUCCCCCUCUCUCCCCCUCCUUCCUUCGACCUAAGAAACUCUGAAAGACUGUAACUUUACUCCGCUUCGGCGACGAAAUUCCGUUUUUGGCCAUGUCCAGCUCACAUAAAGAGAAGAAGGGAGCAGAGGAGCGCGAACAGCAACAUGGGCUGAUCAGUAAUAAGAAACGGAAGGAGAUUUUCCCCUACGGAAACUACAAAAGCUACUACGGCUAUCGGAUUGGUCAAGAAAUGGAGGAAGAUGCUAGAUUGAAGGUUUUCAAGAAGGAAUGGUUCGAAGGAAAGGAUUGUCUUGACAUUGGCUGCAAUUCUGGAAUCAUGACCAUUCAAAUUGCCAAAAAGUUUUGCUGCCGGAGCAUUCUCGGUGUUGACAUCGACGCCAAUCGAAUUCAGGAUGCUUACUGGCACGCCAGGAAAUUUUUGAGAACGGAGAAUGCUAGGAAGACUCCCGGAAAGGCUUCUAAAUUGGAGGGUGUAAAUGGCUCUUCCGAGGAGAAGGAUCUGCUCGACACAGUAUCUUUCCGAAAAGAAGAUUUUGUUAACAGUCGGGAUCCACACAAAAAUCAUUACGACACCAUUAUAUGUUUGAGCGUGUCGAAAUGGAUUCAUCUGAAUUGGGGUGACGAUGGAUUGAUUACGUUAUUUACAAGGGUUUGGAGUCUACUUCGUCCGGGCGGAAUUUUUGUGUUGGAACCUCAACCUUGGACGUCCUACGAAAAGAAUUAUAGAGUUUCUGAGACAACUAAAGAAAAUUAUAGGAAUCUUAUGGUGUACCCGAAAGAUUUUCAAGACUUACUUCUGGAUAAGAUAGGAUUCAGAAAAGUGGAGGACAUCACUUCAAGCGUGUCGGGCAGCAAAACCGGAUUCAACAGACCAAUUUUAGUGUUCCACAAAUGACAUACCUGGUAAUGCAGCUCCGGGAGUAGGGCUGGUUUUUCCGUCUGAGAAGCCGUUGUUUAUGUGCCAAUAGAUGGAACAUGUCCUGUCCCAAUUUUGCAUCUGCUCCUAGUAUUUUGUACAUAUACAUUAUAAUGUAUAGCGGGUUAACAAUUUUGAAGAA